Paraphaeosphaeria sporulosa is the source of this 1389-nucleotide messenger RNA. RefSeq lists its product as uncharacterized. The record is from RefSeq and is a predicted model, not a curated record. Lineage: Eukaryota; Fungi; Ascomycota; Dothideomycetes; Pleosporales; Didymosphaeriaceae. Gene Ontology annotation, biological process: positive regulation of transcription by RNA polymerase II. Bases 1 to 1389 code for a protein of 462 amino acids. Gene Ontology annotation, cellular component: nucleus. Gene Ontology annotation, molecular function: transcription cis-regulatory region binding; DNA-binding transcription factor activity. The transcript has 2 exons.
AUGGCUACGUUCUUGCCCACUCCAACUACCGAAAGCCAAUUCCAUGGACUGGAGAACAUCGACCCAUUUCUGUCGCCUGCAACAAGCUGGGGUAUCGAUGAGUUCGCGCACGAUCCCAUUUAUCUGGCAUCACAAGAAGAACUACGCGAACUGUUAUUCACCACCGCCCGCUCUGCAGCGCCAACACGUGCGGGUACUCCUGUCGAGGAUGACGAUAUCAGUGGCGAACCGUCAUUUAACUUCAGCGUCAAGCAAAUUCUGGCCAAAGGUAGACGGGUCCAGUAUCUGAAAAAUUAUAUCUCUGCAGUAGCGCCCUGGCUGGAUAUGUUCGACAGCAACCGCGCCUUUGCCAUCCAACUGCCUGCGUUGGCCAAAGAAUCAUGCCCACUUCUAUUUGCUAUACUAGCCAUUGGGGCUCGCCAACUAGAACGGAAAGAAAAAACACAAUCGUCGUUCGAUAGCCUCGAGUUAUACCAGGAGGCGAUUCGGCUUCUCACCCCAUUGCUCCAGGCCAGAGACACUCACGUCAUUGCUGCAUGUGUCGUCCUAUGCUGUCUAGAAAUGUUCUCGGCAAGCGCGCAAGAUUGGCGAAGCCAUCUAGAAGGCUGCGCAGCCGUGUUCGACGCAUUCGGCGUCAAUGGGUUCAGCGGAGAUGUUCUCCAGGCUGUGUUCUGGUGCUAUGCAAGGAUGGACGUGUGUGGUGCUCUCAUCUCAGAUGGCGCCGAAAGCACCUUGCUCAAACCUAAGAAAUGGCUGCCUCCGAACGUCUCGGAAGAACUCGCUGAGUCAAUGUUUUGCAACGCAUCUUCCGCAGACAUGUACGCAAACUACGCAGUGUACUUGUGCGCAAAGGCAUGCGAACUCAUCUCUGAGCGUAACAGAUUCGUCGAGCUCGGCGAAGACAAUGGCUGCAACACAGAAAGCUUCUCUGAUAGAUGGUUCAAACUAUGGGAUCAGCUCAGCCGUUGGAGCGCCAAUCGGCCAAGAGAGAUUUCGCCGGUUUUCACUACCGCUUCCCUCCCAUUUCCGAAAGAAUUCUUCGCCCACUGGGCAGCUAUAUCUUCAAACCAGCUUUACCACACUGCAUGUGUGCUUCUGUUGUCUGCAAGCCCGAAGAACAAAGCAUUGUUGGUACCCUCGCCCACUACUUCCAUUCUCUGGCACGCCAAACGGAUAUGUGGCAUCUCUCUAGCAAAUCCUCAUGAAGGAUGCCUCAACAACGCCAUUCAGCCACUCUGGAUCGCGGGUCGCCUUCUAAGUCAUAGCUCUGAACAGACACUAGUCGUCAAAACUAUCCGCCAUAUUGAGGCCUUGACAGGGUGGACAGCUUGCUGGCGUGCUCGAGAUCUUGAGCAAUUCUAUGGGCACAAGACUCGAGGCGUUGUAUAA